GUCGCGGCCGGGCAAGCGUGGGAGGAGGCCCGCAGGGCGAGCUGGCUUCCUCCGGGCCGGUAGCGGGGUGAAGGGGAGCCUCCGAGGCGCGAGCUGGAGGUGGCCGUGGCUCCCGUCAGCCUCCGGCAAGACUGAUCGCGGGGAGGCGGAAAGGCGGGCGGGAGGCCGGAGAUUCUUUAAUGAAAAGUGCCAUAAACUAAGAAACCAAACAUGAGGGUAGCAGGAGCUGCAAAGUUGGUGGUAGCUGUGGCAGUAUUUUUACUGACAUUUUAUGUUAUUUCUCAAGUAUUUGAAAUAAAAAUGGAUGCAAGUUUAGGAAAUCUAUUUGCAAGAUCAGCACUGGACACAGCUGCUCGCUCUACAAAGCCUCCCAGAUAUAAAUGCGGGAUCUCCAAAGCUUGCCCUGAGAAGCAUUUUGCCUUUAAAAUGGCAAGUGGUGCAGCCAAUGUGGUGGGCCCCAAGAUCUGCCUGGAAGACAAUGUUUUGAUGAGUGGUGUUAAGAAUAAUGUUGGAAGAGGCAUCAAUGUUGCCUUGGCAAAUGGGAAAACGGGGGAAGUACUGGACACAAGAUAUUUUGACAUGUGGGGAGGAGAUGUGGCUCCCUUUAUUGAGUUUCUGAAGGCCAUCCAGGAUGGGACAAUAGUCUUAAUGGGCACAUACGACGAUGGCGCUACCAAACUCAAUGAAGAGGCACGAAAGCUAAUUGCAGAACUGGGGAGCACAUCGAUUACUAACCUUGGUUUUAGGGACAACUGGGUCUUCUGUGGUGGGAAGGGCAUUAAAACAAAAAGCCCUUUCGAACAGCAUAUUAAGAAUAACAAGGAUACAAACAAAUAUGAAGGGUGGCCUGAAGUUGUAGAAAUGGAAGGAUGCAUCCCGCAGAAGCAGGACUGAAGACUGGAGAAAACUGACAGAAAUGCACUUUCACUGUUAAUGGGAGAGCUGUAAAGAAGAAACUACAUGUAUAUAUUUUAAUAGCAUGCAGCCAUCUUGGUGUGUGCAUGAGCAUUGUCUCUGUUGAUAUUGGGAUUAUUUAUUGCUGACAUAAAAAGUUAUCUUUGUAAAUAGUCCUCAUCUGGAACAAAUCACUGAACCAUUUUUAAGCACAUUUCCCUAGAAGUACAAUGUUUAGAUUGUUAUGGUAAUAAUACACUCAGUGGAUUACUGAGCAGAUUGUCAAAAUUAUGUGUCUACAUAUAUAUAUAUACACAGGUAUGCAUAUAUAUAUGUACUAAUAGCUGUGAAAAACUUAUCAUGGAACAAUAGGCUUUUAGGGAGGAGAUAUAGAUACACACAUGCGUGUAUGUGUCUGUAUAAAUAUAUUUAUAUAACUAUCUGCUUUGUGAUGAUAAUAUCUUUUAAGUUAAAGAUAUUUGACUAGUAGUAUAUGUACUGUUACCUUACCAACCUUACAAUCUGACUUCUUCUGAUGUCUUUCUUUUAUUUUUCUUUCUUAAGAACCAAGAAAUAAAAUGUUUGAUAUGAAGACUUAUAUCAGAUUUGUGAGAAGCACAACCAAUUUUUUUUUUUAAUGCACACAGUCAAAGUCAAUAUAUAAAGGUGAUGUCAUUCAGGACGGUAGCCCUGGACUUUGUGUUAGCAGUGAUAAGCUUUACAGAGCAAGGCUUCAGGUGGGAUAUGUUGCAACAUGGCAACACGGGAGCCAGACCAUAUCCCCUCCUCAACCCUAGGAGGCCAUUCAGGAGAAUGAAGGCAGUGAACGUAUGUUCAGCCCCACAAGCUCAUUUCCCUUAUGUCAUUGUUACCAGCACUGGCCAGGUUGUUUGAACAGGGGCAUUCUCUAGUGUCAUAUUAAUUUUAAUUUGUCAACCAACAAAUUCUGUAUUUAUGUCAUCUGACUAUGUAAUUGUUAUUAACUGAAGCGAUAGUGUCAUGUUUAGAAAAUUCAAGUAGAGUCAUAUUUAAAAAGUAAUUGUAUUUGUUCCCAAAUGGCUGUAUGCUUAAUUCUAUAUAUAUUAAAAAAAAAAAAAAAAGGAGAUCUAACUUUUCCUGUCACAAGUUUACUACAAGACUACAUUUCCACUUCUUUAUAAAUUUCUUUGGGGCAUUAAAUCAUCCUGUUGUGUGUGAGUAUUACACAGCUCUUGUCUAUGAAGUAUCCCAGAGUGUAGACUGAUCAACCUGAUUAAACUACCUUUUCCAGAAGAAGGCAGUGCUUAAAUUCUGAACCUACGUUUUAGAUGGUUUG
This is a messenger RNA of Dipodomys spectabilis (banner-tailed kangaroo rat), 2209 nucleotides long. It is a transcript of the gene Fam3c, whose product is annotated as FAM3 metabolism regulating signaling molecule C. The record is from RefSeq and is a predicted model, not a curated record. NCBI's taxonomy places the organism in Eukaryota, Metazoa, Chordata, Mammalia, Rodentia, Heteromyidae. The coding region runs from base 211 to 894 and encodes 227 amino acids. The transcript is spliced from 10 exons.